AUGGCCCAAUAUGCCAGCACGGCCAGUCCCGCCCAGUCGACGGCGACGACGGCAUCAGCGCAGCAUCAGCCCACGGCCGCCGCGACUGGCUCUGGCUCGGGGCAGACGCAGGUCCCCCAGCACAAGCGCGUCUACCAGGCGUGCAUCCCUUGCCGUCGCCGCAAGGUGCGCUGCGACCUGGGCAGCGUCGACAACCCCCACGAUCCGCCGUGUGUGCGCUGCCGCCGCGAGAGCAAGGAGUGCUUCUUCAGCGCCACGCGCCGCAAGAGAAAGACAGACGAGGACGACAGCGACGCCGACGAGUACGUGGUGCGCAACGGCCGCAAGAAGCUGCACGCCGCCGACAGCCCGCCCUUUUCGCGCUUCGACAAGCGGCAGUACAGCGACACGCCCCUGACGCCGGGGGGCUCUCACGGCAGGAACCAGCCGCUGCGAAGGCCCGAUGGCAAGGUUGGUGGCCGCGGGCGCGACGACGGCGAGUUUGACGGCGAUGGCGACUCCAACCAGACGCUGGAGAACCUCGAGGCCCAGACCGUCAUGAGGCGCGGCGUCUACGGCCCGCACGAUGCCCUCGACCUCCUCUACAAGGCCGCGACGGAUAGCCCGGCUGCGGAUACACAUAGGCGCCAGCCAAGCAUGGCGUCCAUUGCUCCAGGCCCGCCUCAGCAAUCCCAGGCAGCAGACGAGCCCGGUCUUCGUGCCCGGUCGAGGGGACCAUCUGUAUCCGUCCGGCCUGAGCAGUCCAUCGACCCCAACCUGACCCGUCCGACUCUGAGGGCCCAGCCCGGCUAUGAGGAUGCCCUGAGAGCCUGGUCGAGGUUCCGCUUCGUGCGUGCUGGGUGGUUCACUGCGCAAGAGGCCAUUGAAUACAUAGACUACUACUACAAAUACCUGUCACCACUUACACCGAUUUCGCCCCCUACCUUUAGCAAUCCCUCGUCUCACCUGACCCUCUUGACUGAGGAGCCUAUUCUCACGGUUACCUUGCUUACGAUUUCCUCGAGAUAUUGCCAGCUUCCCGGCACCGGUGGCAUAUGUCGAUCUCAUGCGGUGCCAGAACAGCUAUGGACCUAUCUGCGUGGCAUGAUUGAGAGAUGUCUGUGGGGUCAAGAAGCAUUCGGGGGUGGCUUUUGCGGCUCAGGGUCUGCUUCAACUUCAAUGAUUACUGAAGAGUCUCAGACGAGCAGCACAGCGCCCUGGCGAGGACUUCGCAAAGGCAGCUUGAGAACCCUGGGCACCAUUGAGUCGCUACUGAUUCUGACCGAGUGGCAUCCUCGUGCGCUGCAUUUUCCCCCGCAAGAGGCCACGGAUGAACUGGUUCUCCCUAUUGCGGAGGCUUCACCGUUGAUGGCAUCUGAGGAUGAGCUGCAUAGAACAAUGGGACCGGGUAUUGGCGGCAAGAGGAUCGAGAGCUGGCUAGAGCCGGCGUGGAGGAGUGAUCGCAUGUGUUGGAUGCUGCUCAGUACAGCCAUGGGAUUGGCCUAUGAGCUGGGUGUGUUUGACGACAUUGAUGAGCUGCUCAAGGACGAUGCCAUCACUCGUCCCGAGUACAAGGACGAAGUGUAUCGCCAGCGAGCAAAUCGCAUCAAGCGGCUUUUGCUUAUCUACACGAGCCAGCUUGCAGGCCGCUUGGGUUGGACCAGCAUGACGCCGGAGCACCUUAGAAAGGCUGACCCUGCCGUCGCUCGCCAGAGACCCUUGACCAACGACAGCAGCACGCCCGCGACCAACCCGUCUUCAUUAGCAAACGGAUUCAACUACGUCCCGGAUCUCGAGCUUGACGACCAAAUCAUCCACUGCUGGGCGGGCAUCAGCAAUGCCAUGCACCUCGGCAACGAGAAGCUGUUCAAGACGCGCAAGCACACAACAGAGAUUAUCCAGUCGGGCAAAUACGUCGACCUGCUACGGGAUUUCACGCCGCUGCUCAAGGACUGGUACCGAGAGUUUGAGCUGUUCCGUCUGCCGCAGUACAUUCGACAUAUUCUGACCAUUGAGUACGAAUAUGUCCGCAUCUACAUCAACUCCCUCUCGUUGCAGGCGGUCGUCGAGCGAUGCACUAACAAUGCGGGCAACACUUCCAGCUCUGGCAACGGGCUGCAGCCGACGCACCUGUCUCCGCAGACCAUGAUCAACUACGGAAAGUUGCCCCUGGGCCAGCUGGGAGGCUUCACGGUCCACGACCAGGAGUAUGUGCGCGAGGUGGUGGAUGGAAGCCGGAAUCUGCUGCGGACGGUUGUCGAGGGGCUGCUGCCCGGCGGAUACCUCAAGCACGCGCCCGUGCGGACGUACUUUCGCAUCAUCAGCGGUGCCAUGUUUUUGCUCAAGACUUUUGCCCUGGGUGCUCCUCGUUCGGAUGUCAAGCUCAGCAUCGAGCUGAUGGACGCCACGGUCGAGGCUCUGCGCAAUUGCAUUGUUGACGACGUGCAUCUGGGCAUCCGCUUCGCCGACCUUCUGGAAUCCCUGACCAGCCGACUGCGGAACCGGUUCAUUCAGGCGCCGAUGCAGCAGCCGUCUGCCAAGGCACAGAGCCCCGUCCCGGAGACUGGGAAUGCGGGCGCCGUGCAGCCGGUGCAAAACGGAGAGAAUGGCGAGAAUGGCACGGCCUGGGUGGGCAACCACGCGCAGAGGCUCCGAGAAGGCCUCAACGGACACUAUCGAGUGCCGACUCCCGGCGCCACCAACACCACCGAGGCAAACAACAUCUCUGCCACGCCUUUUGACCUCUCAACUGGCAACUUCCCAUACCACGGAGCAUCGUCCAUCGGUCCCUCGACGCCGGCGGCAGACAACAGCAACACUUCUGGCGCGGGCAACAUGGACGUCAACCUGUUUGACGAGUGGAACAAUGCCGGCAGCGAGAUGUGGUAUCUGCCGCCCGGCCCGGCGUUCUUCCAGAACAUGGAGAAUAGCUCCGUCGCCAUGACGGCCGAGGGCGUGAAUGUCGGUGGGCUGGAUUUGUUGGAGUACAUGGCUAUGGAUCCUGUGCAGUUUCCGGGGCUGGAUGGGCCGGGGGGUGCGAGCGGAGCGGCGAGUUGA
This is a messenger RNA of Trichoderma virens Gv29-8, 3036 nucleotides long. RefSeq lists its product as uncharacterized. Gene Ontology annotation, biological process: positive regulation of transcription by RNA polymerase II; aromatic amino acid catabolic process. NCBI's taxonomy places the organism in Eukaryota, Fungi, Ascomycota, Sordariomycetes, Hypocreales, Hypocreaceae. Bases 1 to 3036 code for a protein of 1011 amino acids. Gene Ontology annotation, molecular function: zinc ion binding; DNA-binding transcription factor activity, RNA polymerase II-specific. Gene Ontology annotation, cellular component: nucleus. The record is from RefSeq and is a predicted model, not a curated record. The transcript has 4 exons.